This is a messenger RNA of Chenopodium quinoa (quinoa), 2475 nucleotides long. RefSeq lists its product as uncharacterized. The record is from RefSeq and is a predicted model, not a curated record. Gene Ontology annotation, biological process: DNA integration. Gene Ontology annotation, molecular function: zinc ion binding; nucleic acid binding. Lineage: Eukaryota; Viridiplantae; Streptophyta; Magnoliopsida; Caryophyllales; Amaranthaceae. The transcript has 2 exons. Bases 1 to 2475 code for a protein of 824 amino acids.
AUGACUCAUGAGCUACACCUUGGAGUCAACAAUGAACCCAUGAGGAAUAAGGGAUUGGCUCUUAAGGCUGAUGAGGAGGAAGACUCAGAAGUGGACGAGGAUGAGGCUACCCUAAUUGUGCGAAGAUUCAAAAAGAUGUUCAAGAAAGGCCGAACCUCAAGGAACUUCGGGAAAAAGACCUCAAAUCCAAAACCUGACUACAGCUGCCACAAGUGUGGAUCCCUAGAUCACUUUAUCAGAGAUUGUCCCCUUUGGGAAAAUGAUAAAGGAAAAGGAAAGGCUAAGGAACAGGGAAGAGAAAAAUUCAGCAAAGCAAACUAUCAGAAGUCAGACAUGAGGAAGGCCAUGAUAGCAGCCUGGGGAGACUCAGAGAGUGAAGAAGAUGAUGAUGACCAGCCAGAAGAGGAGACAACCAAUCUUUGUUUAAUGGCCAAAUCAGAUGAUGAAAAGGCUUACCUUGAGGAACUCCAGAAAGAGGUAUUUCUUGAUCCUAAACAACUUAAAACUCUCUCUAAAGAUGUCUUGAUAGAUAUAAGUCUAGAAGAAGAAGAAUUCUUUAGAGAUACAUGUGUAAAAUUGAAUAAAUGUGAAAAAGCUCUUAAGGUUUACAAAGAACAUGGUGCUUGGUUGGAAACAGCCUAUGCCAAGUCUCAAAGCAAACUAAGAGAACUUGAUUUUAAAUACAAACACAUAACUGAGAUAGCUGAUAGAAUUAAGAAUGAAAGUAUUCUUCUGAAUGUUGAAUUAACUCAGUAUAAGCUCAUGAAUUCUGAUAUCAGUUCUAGCAGUUCCUCAGGCGAUCAAUUGCUUAAAUUCAAUGUUGAUUUUGAAAAUUUGAAAAACGAGCUUUCUAAUUUAAAAACCCAAAAGGAUCAACUUGAAUCGAAACUGAAUGCUAGAAAGGAUAGAAGUAUUGACCCAAAAGUCAUACCUAAGUGGAUAGCUGAAGCUCAAGGAAAAAGAACUGAAGGUCUUGGUUAUAUGACCAAGAAAGGUAAGCAAAAGAAAUAUGUUGAGCUUCCUAGCAUGAAGGUCCUAGUGAGGGGGAACAACUCGUGGUAUCUCGACAGCGGUUGUUCAAAGCAUAUGACAGGUGAUAAAUCAAAGUUCCUCUCACUAGAAGACUACCCUGGAGGAACAGUAACCUUUGGGGAUAAUAAGAAGGGCGAGAUCAUUGGAAAAGGGAAAAUUGGUAGAUCAAAAUCUCAUUCCAUUGUUAAUGUGUUCCUGGUCGAGGGCUUAAUGCACAAUUUUCUCAGUAUAUCACAAUUCUGUGAUAAAGGAAAUUCUGUAAGUUUUACUUCCGACUCUUGCAACAUCAUCAACAACAAGUCAGGAAAGGUUGUUCUGGAAGGAACUAGAAGAGGGAACACUUAUACAGUUGACCUCAACUUAAUCCCAAGGAACAACCUUACAUGUUUGAGUGUUGUUGAAGAUGAUCCCCUGCUAUGGCAUAAACGUUUUAGACAUGCUAGCUUUUCAUUACUGGAUAAGCUAAGGUCAAGGAACUUGGUUGUGGGACUUCCUGUUAUCAAGUUCCUACAGAACAAAGUUUGUGAUGCAUGUGUGAAAGGCAAGCAUGUUCGCUCAUCUUUUAAAUUGAAGAAAAUGGUGAGCAAUACAAAGCCUUUGGAAUUAAUCCAUAUGGAUUUGUGUGGUCCCAUGAGAAUUCAAAGCAGGAGUGGCAAGAAAUAUGUUUUGGUUAUUGUUGAUGAUUAUUCUAGAUUCACUUGGGUUAUUUUUCUUGCUAGUAAAGAUGAAAAUUUUAACGAGUUUGUUGCUUUUGCCAAGAAAAUACAGAAAAUUAGUGGUCACUCCAUAGUCCAUCUCAGAUCAGAUCACAGAACUGAAUUUGAGAACUCAAGAUUCGAUGAGUUUUGCAGGGAAAAUGGCAUGAAUCAUAACUUCUCAGCUCCAAGGACUCCCCAACAGAAUGGAGUUGUAGAAAGGAAGAAUCGAACCCUUGAGGAAAUGGCUAGAACGAUGUUGAUUGCAAGUGGAUUGCCAAGGAACUUCUGGGCUGAAGCCGUGAAUACAGCAUGUUACAUCCUUAACAGGGUAACAAUCAGAACUAUCAUCAACAAGACUCCCUAUAAACUAUUCAGGGGAAGAAAGCCAAACAUAUCUCAUCUUAGAGCCUUUGGUUGUAAGUGCUUUGUACAUAACAAUGGUAAGAAAAACCUAGGGAAAUUUGAUGAAAGAAGUGAAGAGGCCAUAUUUCUAGGAUAUGCCUCUGAUAGCAAAGCUUAUAGAGUUUACAAUAAAAGCUCAAUGUGUGUUGAGGAAAGCAUUCAUAUAAUCUUUGAUGAAGUUAACCAGUUUGUGAGUGUACAGGAACAAGAAGAUGAUAAUGAUUUUGAAAUUGGAUUGAUAAGAGACAGGGAUGAAGAAGAGACCCAAAAGCAAACCCAAAUAAAAGCAGCAUGCUCCAGAAGAGGAUCAUCAAGAAAAUGGAGAGGUUCCUCAACCAGAUGA